AUGAGACAGACGACUAUCCUCUCCGGCCUCACGGCCUUUCUUCCGUCCACGGCCAUGGCCUUCUACACCCCGAGCUUCCUGGGCGCCCGUCAGGAUAAGGCUCCCUACCAGGAUGUGGUUUGCAAGCCCGAGACAACUGGCCAACUGCCCCCUUGUGUCCAGAUUGAGAACAUUGAGGUCGCCUGCAAACCUAACGGUACCGACGCCGUUUACUACGAAGCCCAUGCCCAGUGCAUGUGCGGCGGCUCCUUCUUCGCCGAGAAGCUUGCCUGCGAACGUUGCCUUUACGUUCAUGGUCUGAGGAGCGAAAGAGACCUGGCGUACUAUAGUGGCAUUCUGUCAUCAGCCUCCAACGCUCUCUGCACCGGCACUCCCACAGCCGUCUUCGCCAGCGUCUACUCAUCUAUCCAACAGGCUGCCACUCCUGUCACCACCGGGGGCACUGCCACUAGUGACCGCGCCGUCAGUAACACGGCCAUCUCUUUGUAUUACACGGCCAGUGGUCCCCAAGGACCCGGCAGCAUAACCGGAGCAGCUGCCAGCGCGGCGGGCACCGGAGGCGAGACGACCGCCGCCGAGUCCACAACCGCGGAGCCCACUAACACCGCUACGACCCGCUCGACGUCGGGCAGCUCGACGUCGGCUGCCACCACCUCGGCCGGCUCUGGCACAGCUUCUGGCGCUGCCGCCAGCUCCUCUUCUUCUGGCAGCGGUGCUAUGCCUACCUUUGCCGCUGCUGGUGGUCUUGUCGCCGGUGCCGCUGGUUUGGCUGUUUUCGCUGGAUUGUAA
Molecule: messenger RNA, 789 nt
Organism: Colletotrichum aenigma
Lineage: Eukaryota; Fungi; Ascomycota; Sordariomycetes; Glomerellales; Glomerellaceae
Exons: 1
Coding region: 1-789 (262 amino acids)
Source: RefSeq, a predicted model, not a curated record